This is a messenger RNA of Microplitis demolitor, 861 nucleotides long. RefSeq lists its product as uncharacterized. NCBI's taxonomy places the organism in Eukaryota, Metazoa, Arthropoda, Insecta, Hymenoptera, Braconidae. Bases 88 to 837 code for a protein of 249 amino acids. The transcript has a single exon. The record is from RefSeq and is a predicted model, not a curated record.
UACUGUCUGGGGUUAGAAAUUGAUCAACGUGAAGGCAUAAAACUAUGACAAAAGAAAUACGUCACCGAAAUUUUGAAAAAGUUCAAAAUGGAAGACAGUAAUGCAACAAGUACUCCAGCAAGUCCAAACACAAAUUUAGGAGGGACAAAAGACACAGGAGGGCAACCACCGAAAAAGUAUCCUUAUAAGAAACUAGUGGGAUCGCUAAUGUACCUGGCGGUGUGUACUAGACCCGAUAUUGCACACACAGUCAGCGUAUUGGCACAAUUCAAUGACAAGCCAAAUGAUCAUCACUGGGGAGCAGCAAAAAGGCUCCUAAGAUACUUAAAAGGCACUGCAGACUAUUCAUUGAAGUACAGCAAACCGUUAGGAAAGCUAAUCGGAUACGCAGAUGCAAGCUGGGCAAAUGACACCAAGGACAGACGAUCAUACACAGGAUACACAUUCCUAUUAGGAGGAGCAGCAGUCAGCUGGCAAUCCAAGAAACAAAAAACGGUCGCACUGUCAACUGCCGAGGCAGAAUACAUGGCACUGACAGAAGCUGCAAAGGAAUCAAUUCAUCUCAACAGGUUCAUGGAAGAACUAGGCAUGGAUCAAUCAAUAAGUGGGGAAAUAUUCUGCGACAACAGGAGUGCAAAAAUGUUGGCAGAAAACCCAGCAUUCCAUUCAAGGACGAAGCACAUCGAUAUUCGGUAUCAUUUCAUACGUGAAAAGGUGCGAGAAGGGCUCAUCAAGGUGGAGUCAAUAUCAACAGAUGAUAUGGUAGCAGACAUAUUCACAAAAGCACUGCCUGCUAUAAAACAUGUGAAACACUGCGAGAAUUUGGGGCUGUUAUAAACAACACACGCCAACAUUGAGGGG